Molecule: messenger RNA, 3250 nt
Organism: Podospora bellae-mahoneyi
Lineage: Eukaryota; Fungi; Ascomycota; Sordariomycetes; Sordariales; Podosporaceae
Gene: VPS45
Product: vacuolar protein sorting-associated protein 45
Exons: 4
Coding region: 325-3150 (941 amino acids)
Biological process (GO): vesicle-mediated transport; tryptophanyl-tRNA aminoacylation; intracellular protein transport
Cellular component (GO): Golgi membrane
Molecular function (GO): ATP binding; tryptophan-tRNA ligase activity
Source: RefSeq, a predicted model, not a curated record
GGAAAGAUAGUGCUCUUAUCUUAUCGUAGCGUGUCACUGGCCCGCUGCGUGCCGACUGCAGGGGCCCAACAGCUGCGGCAGGCACCCCGGAUUAGACACUCUUGGCGCCAACCACAGGGGAGCUCCAAGGAACACAGCUCACCUCUUUCAGGUUCAACCUUCAGGACCACUCUUAUACACACUAAUUCAGUAUCACGACGUCGAUGACCAAUUGUUCUGCGAUAAUUCUACGAUCCUUUCUCAGAACUUUUGUUCGGAACAACAUAAAAUCCACGCUCCCGUCGAACCGAAUUCACCCAGGGUCAACUCCGAACCCGAGGAACGAUGGACGUGGUGCAGGCCGUGACGAGCUACGUCACCAAGAUGGUGUCGGCCGGCGACAGCACAUCGGGGACGUCGCAAUCGGCCAAGAUGAAGAUUCUACUGCUGGACAGGGAAACUAUGGCUUUCAUAUCGACCGCCGUCACGCAAUCAACGCUUCUCAACCAUGAGGUGUACCUCACAGAUCGCCUAGACAAGCCGAACCGGGAAAAGAUGCGCCAUCUACGUUGCCUGUGUUUCGUGAGACCAGACCCGGAUUCCAUAGGCCUUCUUAUUGAUGAGCUGAGGGAGCCUAAAUACGGAGAAUACCAUCUUUUCUUCAGCAAUAUUGCCAAAAAGUCCACAUUGGAACGUUUGGCCGAGGCCGACGAUCACGAAGUUGUGAAGCUCGUUCAAGAGUAUUUUCUGGACUAUGUGAUCAUCAAUCCCGACCUGUUCUCUCUCAACAUGUCUCAGCCUCUGUACCGCCUAUGGGGUGGGAGCCCGGACACGUGGAAUAGAGACUCUCUUCAACGUGCAUCUGAAGGCCUCAUUGCUGUCCUGCUAUCGCUCAAGAAGAAGCCCCUCAUCAGGUACCAGAAGUCUAGCCCCCUGGCUCAAAAAUUGGCGUCAGAAGUGCGAUAUCACAUCACACAAGAGGACCAGCUCUUUGAUUUCCGCAAGGUUGACACACCACCAAUCCUUCUCAUCCUAGACCGAAGAGAAGACCCCAUCACCCCCUUGCUCAUGCAGUGGACGUACCAGGCCAUGGUACAUCAUCUUCUCGGUAUUCACAACGGUCGUGUAGACCUAAGCAGUGUACCCGACAUCCGUCCCGAGCUCAAAGAGAUUGUUCUAUCUCAAGAUCAAGACCCAUUCUUCAAGAAGAAUAUGUAUCUCAACUUUGGCGACUUGGGCAGUAACAUCAAAGACUAUGUUGAGCAAUACCAAUCGAAGACGAAGAACAACGCCGACAUUGAGUCAAUAGCCGAUAUGAAGCGUUUCAUUGAAGAGUACCCCGAGUUCCGGAAACUCUCGGGAAAUGUCAGCAAGCAUGUCGCCCUCGUCUCUGAACUGAGCAGGCGAAUAGGCGCAGAACAUUUGAUGGAAGUCAGCGAGUUGGAACAAAGCAUAGCUUGUAACGACAACCAUGGAGCUGAUCUCAAGAAUAUACAAACACAAAUUCAAUCGCCCACUCUCCUCCCUUCUUCCAAACUUACCCUGGUAGCUCUCUAUGGGCUUCGUUACAGCAGGCACCCAUCCAACGCUCUCCCGUUGCUCGUCGACCUCCUCAUCACAGUUGGUGGAGUGUCUGUACGGGAAGCCUCCCUUGUAAACAAACUUCUUACCUACCACCAAUCCCUCCACGCCUCGGCAUCGGGAGCAGGCGGUAUUACCGACUUGUUCGAGUCGACGGGUCUGUUCAGCGCAGCCAACUCACGAUUCAAGGGCCUCAAGGGCGUUGAAAACGUUUACACACAACACUCCCCUCUGCUGGAAACCACGCUGCAAAAUUUGGUGAAGGGGAAACUAAAAGAAGGGCAGUAUCCCUUUGUGGAGGGCAGCCCAAGCGUGAAAGAUAAGCCGCAGGAUAUCAUUGUGUUUAUCAUUGGAGGAGCUACGUACGAAGAGGCGAAGAUGGUGGCGGGUAUCAAUGCCAGCAGUCCUGGGGUCAGAGUCGUUUUGGGUGGUACGACGGUGCAUAAUGCGGCGACUUUCUUGGAGGAGGUCGAAGGGGCUAAGUCACCCCCAAUCAAGUCGAUCAUCAAGGGGGAUGCGUCCAAGCCAAAAAUUAUCUUCUCCGGGAUCCAACCCACCGGCGUGCCACACCUAGGGAACUACCUCGGCGCGUUGAAGCAAUGGAAGGACAUGCAAGACAACGCCCGCGAGGCGGACAAGCUCUUCUUCUCGAUCGUCGACCUGCACGCCCUCACCAUCCCAGGCAACGCAGACAAGCUCCGCCAAAACAGGCGUGAGAUGCUCACUUCCCUGCUUGCCAUCGGCCUCAACCCAGAACGGAGCAUCAUCUUUUAUCAGGGGAGUGUACCUCAGCAUGCCGAGCUGCAAUGGAUCCUCAGUUGCACCGCUUCAACAGGCUAUCUAUCCCGUAUGACACAGUGGAAGUCCAAACUCUCCACACUCACUUCCACCCCCCUUUCCUCCUCCUCCCCAGACCCAACAAUCUCCUCCCCAGCCCUCAAACACGGCCUCUUCUCCUACCCAAUCCUCCAAGCAGCCGACAUCCUCCUCCACCGCUCAACCCACGUCCCCGUCGGCUCCGACCAAAAGCAACACCUCGAGUUCGCCCGAGAGUGCGUCACAAACUUCCACUCCGCCUGGUCCACCCACAUCUUCCCCUCCCCCCAAACAAUCUCCCUCGACUCCUCCUCCUCCCGCAUCAUGUCCCUCCAGGACCCCACCAAAAAAAUGUCCAAGUCCGACCCCAACCCAAAGUCCAAAAUCUUCAUCAACGACGACGAGGCGACGAUAAGGAAAAAGAUCAACUCUGCACGGACGGAUAGCAUAAGUGCCACAGUGGGGGAGUAUGAUCCUGUCAACAGGCCGGGCGUGGCGAAUCUGCUCGAGAUCUUGGGCGGGUUCACGGGCAAGACGGGGGAAAAGGUGGCGGAGGAGUGCAAAGACGUUACACUGGCGCAGCUGAAGAUGCUGACUGCUGACGCUGUUGUUGCGGGGCUGGAGGAGGUGAGGGAGAGGUUCUUGUUGCUUGAGGAGGAUACAGAGGCGAAUAGGAAGCGGGUCAAGGAAACCGAGGAGGUAGGCACACAAAGCGCGAAAGAGAGCGCCGAGAGGACGAUGGAGAAGGUUAGGGAGGCGAUUGGGCUUGAUUAAGAGCCAGCAAAUGGUAACGGAAUGUGUAUGAUAGGGAAGGAAAUGCUACAUUGUGAAUAUUCACAUCAUUUGGAAUAGACAAAAUCAAUCACACCCGCCC